This is a messenger RNA of Kockovaella imperatae, 2448 nucleotides long. RefSeq lists its product as hypothetical. NCBI's taxonomy places the organism in Eukaryota, Fungi, Basidiomycota, Tremellomycetes, Tremellales, Cuniculitremaceae. The record is from RefSeq and is a predicted model, not a curated record. Bases 1 to 2448 code for a protein of 815 amino acids. The transcript has 2 exons.
AUGUCUUCCGUCUUGCCUCCAGUGGCUAUGGUCACUUCUGUGAAUGCAGCGACCACCAUCGCCGAUCGGUCUCAGGAGACACGUCAGACACCGUUACAACAGUAUCAUGCGAGACUAUCUCAACACCUCAACGCACUUUUAUCAUCUACCGCCGGAGCGAGACCGGAUACGGUUGCUCCUCCAGAUCCAUCGUCUUCUCACUCUUCAGCAGCUUCCUCCGCAUCUUCUUCAAAAGGAGCUCAGACACAUCGACCAGUACCAAUGACUCAAGCCAGCUCAAGUCAUACAACAACGGUCCAUGCUUCAUCAUCUAAAGUCCCUACUCCACCCACUGCUGCUGCUGCGACCCCGACCAAUGCCAUUGCGUCCUCUUCUGCCCCACGAUCACGGCAUCGUCGUGAUACCGCUUCGUCCCGUUCACGCCGCUCUUCUCACCCCUCUAGAUCCUCCGACGCAGCUUCACUCGACGUCCAUGAUGAUCCACCCUCUGAUCCGGAACUCACCGCUAGACCGGAUAGACAUCCACCCAUCCUCGCCCCUUCAUCUGCGGACCAUUCACCCCAGGAAGACAGCUCUGAAGCCUCUGUCCCACCACCUCUGGUCCACCAACUUUCGUCUUCUCGAUCAGGAACAACCGAAGCCAUUCCAUCACCUCAGGAUCCUCUCAGUCCACCCACCUCCAACUCACCCGUCGAACAGAAGUCUAAGGAUACUCCGAAUGAAUCGAGCGGGAACGGUGUCGAAUUGGACCAGUUCGACAGCAGAGAGGAGGAGCAUCGACGAGCUUGGAAAAGUGAUGGAGCUAGAGUCUGGAAAUCUAUACCGACAGGCUUCAAACUCAGUCUCGACAAACGGUCUCGGAGGAGUUCGGAUGGUAGUCGUGAUGGAGCAGAGAGGGAGUCGAGGGAAGGGAUUAAAAAUGACAGAUCCGGCCUCGUACCUUCUGCCCGAUCUCCCUUACCACCUUCCAGCUUAUCUCAGGAGAGCUCGCCCGGCAUCUCUCCAGGUCAAAAGAGCUUUAUAAGCUCACCUCAUUCGCAUCAGAAUAGCGCCAAGUUGCACUCCACCCCAGAAUUCAGAAUCACCAAUGACCCGGAUCUAGCCGCAAAGAUGGGCCUGAUAGUCUCUACGCCCCCAGUGCCCACGACUCUGUCACCUCCGAAAUACAGUUAUGGAAAGACUGUAUCGCAUAUUCAGCCUGUCCCAGUAACGAAACCGGACGUCUUGGCCGACAUCAACGGACGACUCAAGUUGCCCUUGGAAAGUUCAUCCAAGCAAGUCCCGCGCUCUGGCACUGGAAAGGCUAUGCUUGACAAGACUGGUAACACACCACCGCUACCUUCUGGGCCGACCGUCGUCACCUUAGGUCCUGCGUUUUCCGUACCGAGAUCAAAACUCCUGACCCCGGAUGCAACGACCCCGAAAGAACGUGCAAUGCUCUCGCCAUCCACGAGUCACGGUGGAAAACGGUCCAAACAGCAAAAGAUUGAUAGUCUCAAGGACAUCGCGGAUCACGCAGAAGAGGCAGAUACAGAGUAUCAUGCGAGGAGAGAGCAGCGGCUCAAAAGACGCGAAGCUGAUCUCAACAGACGAGUGAGGCUGUGGGCUAGUGCGGUCAAUAUCGUAGAUCGGGCGAUUCCCGACAUUGACCCUACGCCACCUUCGCCUUCGCUGGCGACCGCUCAGAUGAUGGCUUCUCCACUGGUACCUGUACCUCAAACACCAGUCCACGAGCGAUCCAAGUUGUCCUUUUCUGUCAUUUGUGAUGCUCAAUCCACCGCCACUUCAUCCUCGACCAAGUCAUCUGAACGAGAACGCAGACGUCUCAAGACCAAAAAGUCUCGCGAAUCGCUCCACAAGCGCUCUUCCUCUCCGGUUCCACAGAUGCUUGCCGAGGCGGUACCUCUUCUUCCUGCCACCUCAUCCGAACGCCAGUCUCCUCUCCCUGAUCGAUUUGUCCUUGGACACGCUCCGCGACCUUCCCUCAAAGGCAGCAUGUUCACCUAUUCAACCAGUUUCAACGAUUCGCAUCGCCGAAUGCGGGCCAUCGACGCAUUACUCGGUGACAUGUCGCUUCGAGGGACCAACCUCAACCCGUCAAGCUCUACCAAUACGUUCAAUCCGGGUGGAUCGACGAUGCAUCUAGGAGCCUUCGGCACAGAUAGCGAAGACACUCCGAGGAGAGCAUCUCAGUCGAAAGAAGCGCCCAGUUCGCUCAACCCUCAAACUCAUUCUAGAUUAUCGAGUCAAGAAAGGAAAAAUGAAGAACGACCGACGCGAGCGAGAGAGAUUAUGAAAUUGACAGAAUUUUCAGAAUCGUUCGACCUGGUGACUGGAGCGGGAUUGGGCAAUGGGCACCAGUUGAGAAAGUCCAACUGGGAGGUUAGGUGUGGUAUGCCGACACCUAGACCCAGAGGCGCCGGCGUGAUGAGUUAUGCGGAUCUUUAG